Acaulospora morrowiae is the source of this 702-nucleotide messenger RNA. The record is from the annotation of a GenBank genome assembly. Lineage: Eukaryota; Fungi; Glomeromycota; Glomeromycetes; Diversisporales; Acaulosporaceae.
AUGAGUGUGGAGAAUGGUUCCUUUUUUGAGGAAAAUGUCGAAGAUGAAUUGUCAGAACUCGAGGGGUCCAUAGUUACAAAACAGAAAACAGGAUUACCUGAAACAAAUCUUAAAGAAACCGAAGAAAUUGCAGAUUAUGAACAAGAUGAAAAAGAAGAGGAAGAGCCUCAAGCUAGUGAUAAUGAAGAUAACUUGCUAACACUGACAAUACCGAAUCCAAAGUUAGACCUAUUUAAAUGGGUGUUUGGUCCUCCACCUUUGACCCGUGCACAAUCAGGAUACCAGGAAAAGAUUCAGAAAAGGAAAGAUAAAUUCAAAAAACCUCGAUUCCCUGAUCGUAGAAAGGACGAAAAAGAUCGGAAAAAACGUGAAUACCAAGUUCGAAUUUCCGAAAACCGAAACAUCAAAGAGGUUCUGGAUGAUAUCGAUCGUAAUGAGGCCUUGUGCGUCCGAGAACAUAAUUCGGCUGAAGUAAAUUAUGACAAGAAUUUACAUAAUCAUCACAAAACAAACAAGCUUCAAGAUGAUUACGCAAUCGUCAAGGAAGAAUUGAUACGACGGUCCCGUAUUCUCGAUCGUCUUAAUAAAGAGUCUCUUGACCGAGCAAAGAAAGAUUCCAAAUACAAGCAUAAUUUUUCCAAGGUUAUAAAGGAUGCUGAAAAAGAAAUCUACAACACUCCCUCUUUGAUCCCUGGGUCAUGA